AAUCUCAGCUAAAAGCUGCUUACUACAAGUCAGCUUUGCUCAGUUUACUUUCGUCAACGUUCGUGUAAAGAUGCAGUCAAUCUUGAAGCUCCGAUAUGCAGUCGCGCUGCUGCUCGCACUGAAUUGCGUUCUACUUUGCGCAGCUCAAGGCAACGGCGGUUGGGGUGGCUCGGGUGCACCCGGUGCUCCCGGCGGUGGCAAUGGUGGCGGCGCACCAGGUGCUCCUGGCGCACCCGGUGGCGGUGGCGGUUAUGAUGGCGGCGCGCCUGGUGCACCUGCUGACGGCUUAUGGCCCAAAAUCAUAUGA
Molecule: messenger RNA, 307 nt
Organism: Bactrocera oleae (olive fruit fly)
Lineage: Eukaryota; Metazoa; Arthropoda; Insecta; Diptera; Tephritidae
Source: RefSeq, a predicted model, not a curated record